Molecule: messenger RNA, 1225 nt
Organism: Linum tenue
Lineage: Eukaryota; Viridiplantae; Streptophyta; Magnoliopsida; Malpighiales; Linaceae
Source: the annotation of a GenBank genome assembly
CCCAUAUUCUGCUAUUCCGCUUUCCCUUAAUCUCUCACCAAAUCGGCAAAUCCUCCCUCGACGAUUCAGGGCUCUCUUAGGGUUUUCGAAAAAUGUUCUCCAGCAGCCAAUUCGACGGCGGUUUCAUGGCCUCCCAGUCGACUCAGAUGGGCGAUGGCACUCCAUCUGCCGCCAAAACUCGUGAUUCUCAUGGUUUGGUCCCCGCUACGGUGAAGAUGAUCAGCCAAGCUUCUCAGUCCGGCGACGAGAAGUCAAAAUUCGCCAUCAACGGGGUGGAUGUAACCAAUGUUACUGUGGUUGGAAUGGUGUCUGAUAUAGUGGAAAAGGUUACUGACAUGGGAUUCAUAAUAGAUGAUGGAACUGGCCGCAUUGGUUGCAAGAGAUGGGUUAGUGACGGAUUUGACAAAAUGGAAGCUGAAGCAAUACAGGAUGGGAAGUAUGUUCGUGUUAAUGGUCACCUGAAUUCCUAUCAAGGAACAACUAAUCUGGUUGCUUUCUCUGUAAGGCCUGUGACUAACUUUGAUGAGGUCACCUUCCACCAUAUCGACUGCAUAUAUUCUUAUCUGCAGAACACCAAAACAAAGCUGCCUCAGAAGGGAGAAUCCUCUUUCAGUACCCCUGUGAAGACUGAACCAAAUGGCUUCCAAACGUCUUCUAUGGACCAUUUGUCGAAACAGUACAGUAUCGACGGAUUGAAGGACUGUGAUCAGUUGGUCCUCGAGUGUCUGAAACAAAGCUCAGACAUGGGACAAGAGAAAGGGAUGCACGUCGACGAAGUAUGCAAACAUCUGAAACUCCCACUGGAGAAGAUCAAGGAAUCUGUUCGAUCUCUUGAAGAUGAAGGUCUGAUUUACUCAACGAUCGACGAGUUCCACUACAAAGCUACCUGAUCUUUCAGGACUCACAAGUGGCCUUAUUAUGCUGAUUAUAUAGUACCCUCUCACUCUUCUCAGAUUCUGUCCUGGUCUUUUAUUUGGUAGCAUGUGUAGUUAGCUAUAUUUCUUGCGCGGCAAGUGACAAUCUAGGUUUUCUCUAAGUCAGUUUAUUAUCUGUUAGAGCAGGGCAACCUGCCUGUCUCCCCAUUGUCGUCAACUGCUGAGCUUGGCAUUGGCCAUAGGUAAGCUUGCAGCUUGGGAAGUGAUUGCAGACUUGCAGUUGGUGUUGGUUCACCCCUUUCUAUCUCAAUAUAUUGCAUAGUGAAUCAGUCAUUUCGGGCUUCGAACCC